AUGACGUCCAACAGUGCAAAGUGUUUCAAUUCAUUAACUAAAAAGUAUCGGUUAUUGCCCAUAGUAUACUUGAUUGAACAUGUUAGAGGAAUGCUUCAAUCGUGGUUCUACGAACGAAGGAAUUACUGGGCAUCUCGAACAACAUUGCACUCUGACUAUUGUGAAACCCAAUUGGCAAGUGAGGUCGAUAAGGGCAGACGAUAUCGGGUUGAACCUAUUGAUUGUUAUCGAGUCCACGUGCGAGAUAAUCAAUUAGACGGUAUUAUGAAUCUUCACACGAAGGAAUGCAUGUGUAAGGAAUUCGACUCACUUGGUAUCCCGUGUUGGCAUGUAAUUGUGGUCGCCAAGGAACGAAACAUACUCAUUCAGAGUCCUUGCAGUCGAUUUUAUACAAUGGACUCUCUAAUGACUAGGUAUGUGGAGCCUAUAAAUCCAUUUGGGCAUAUAUCUAAAUGGAAGAGAGCUCCUGGAUAUGUAGAAAAGACUAUCCUUCCUCCAAAGUUUGUGGCACAAGUCGGGCGACGAAGAGUGAGAAGAAUACCAUCCAGAGNAAUCCACUUGGCCACAUAUCUGAAUGGAAAAGACCUCCUGGAUAUGUAG
Molecule: messenger RNA, 600 nt
Organism: Benincasa hispida (wax gourd)
Lineage: Eukaryota; Viridiplantae; Streptophyta; Magnoliopsida; Cucurbitales; Cucurbitaceae
Source: RefSeq, a predicted model, not a curated record